UGUGAAAUUUUAAUUUAUUUAUUUUGUAACCAUAUAUAUAUCAUUGUUAAAAAGUGUGUAUGUGGUUUUUUUAUUUUUUUUGUUUAUAUAAACAGUUUUUAAAACUAUUGUUUUGAUUUUUGUUUAAUUGGAUUUGCAUUUUUUUUCUUUCCAAAUAGGAGUGAUGACGGAUUACGAACGAAUAAAACGCACCUGUGUGAAAAGAGGGGAACUGUGGGAAGAUCCCGAGUUCCCCGCAACUCAAGCCUCGGUUUUCUAUCAUCAAACACCACCAUUCCAAUUUGUAUGGAAACGACCAAAAGAAUUGUGUAACAGACCAAUUUUUGUACAAGAUGUUCCUUCACAAUUCGAUAUUUCAUCUGGGAAAAUGGGUGAUAAAUGGCUAAUAUCGUGUUUGGGUGUAUUAUAUUUAACAAAAGGAUUAUUUUAUCGUGUUGUGCCUGCUGAUCAAGGAUUUAGUGGUGAACAAUAUUGUGGUGUAUUUCGAUUUCGAUUAUGGUGGUGUGGUGAAUGGGUUGAAGUAUUGGUUGAUGAUCGUUUACCAACAGUCAAUGGACGAUUAGCAUUUUUACAAUCACAACAUUCUGACCAAUUUUGGCCAGGUUUAUUAGAAAAGGCAUAUGCAAAAUUGCAUGGUUCGUACGAAGCUUUGAAAUAUGGCACAUUACUAGAUGGACUAGCGGAUUUAACUGGUGGUAUUACCGAAAGUAUUAGUAUACGACAAGAUCCUACAACAUGCGGGCGAAUGUUAGGCAAACUUUUAGAAAUGACGUCAAUUAUUACAUGUACAGUUCAACCCCCAACACAACAGAUUCGUAAUCAAAAUGAAAAACUAGCAAAUGGUAUUCAAAUUGGAAUCAAUUACCGACUUUACGCCGUUGAACGUGUAGAAACAUUUGGUGGCGAACCAGUACAAUUAGUACGACUGCGUAAUCCCUUAGCACCGGCUGGAGGUAGUGAUUAUGUAGGAGCAUGGUCUCCAGAUGCCUCAGAAUGGGAAGAAGUACCAUCAGUAGAACGUGAUCGAUUAUCACGUGGUAUGACUGAUGGAGAAUUUUGGAUAUCAUAUUCUGAUUUUGUAAAAACAUUUACCCAUUUAGAAGUUGUACAUUUAGAUAGUGAUACAAGUCGAGAUGAACCAUCAUUACAUAGUAAAUCAACGUGGCAAAUGAGAUUAUAUCAGGGAAUGUGGCAAAAAGGUGUAUCUGCAGGAGGAUGUCGAAAUAAUCCCGAAACAUUUCACAUAAAUCCACAACUACAUUUAAUAUUAAGUGAAAUGGAAGAAGUAAUUGUAUCAUUAAAUCAACAUAGUGUAAUGGAACCAAAAGUAAUAGGUUUUACAAUAUAUUCAUUACCAAAAAACAGUUCAGAAACAAUUGGACGAGCAUUUUUCAAAAAGAAUAAGUCAUUAAUCAAUUCAUCAUAUACAAAUACACGACAAGUGAGCCAUCGUUGUCAAUUAGAGCAAGGCGGUUUUUUAAUAUUACCAACAACAUUUGAACCACGACAAGAAUCUAGUUUUACAUUACGUGUAUUUAGUAGUAAACAAUUAAAAUUAAAAUUAUUAGAUACGAUACCAUCACAAUUAAAAUCAGCAAUUAUAAAAGCACCACCAUUAUUAGAUGUGAAAAGUUUUAGUCAAUAUGAAGCUGUUUUCUUACAAUUAGCGGAUGAACAUCGUACAGUGAAUGCAUUUGAAUUACAAGAGUUACUAGACGCAUGUUUACCAAAUGAUUAUAUUAAAAGUUGUGCCUGCAUGGAAGUUUGUCGACAAAUUGUUUUUACCUUAGAUAGCUCUGGUAGUGGCCGACUGAAAUUUUCUGAUUUCAAAGAUUUAAUGUGUAGUUUAAAAUAUUGGCAAACAGCAUUUAAAAAUCACACAAAAGAAAAAAGUGGUAUAUUAAAAGCUGAACGAUUACGGGACGCAAUACUUGAAGUUGGUUUCCAAUUAAGCUCAGAUGUUCUGUCAUUAUUAAUAUUACGUUACAUGAGAAAAGAUGGUACACUACGUUUUGGUGAUUUCGUAUCUUCAAUUUUACAUCUUAGUGUUGCAUUUAGUAUUUUUGAAAGUAAAGAUCCUCUACAAAAUGGUGUUAUAAAAAUGAGUCUAGCUGAGUGGUUAAAAUCAUCAUUAACCUGUUGACAAUUGUAAUGAAGCUAAGAAAAUG
Messenger RNA from Chrysoperla carnea, 2168 nucleotides. RefSeq names its product calpain-C (gene CalpC). Gene Ontology annotation, biological process: proteolysis. The coding region runs from base 164 to 2143 and encodes 659 amino acids. The transcript is spliced from 11 exons. NCBI's taxonomy places the organism in Eukaryota, Metazoa, Arthropoda, Insecta, Neuroptera, Chrysopidae. Gene Ontology annotation, molecular function: calcium-dependent cysteine-type endopeptidase activity. Gene Ontology annotation, cellular component: cytoplasm. The record is from RefSeq and is a predicted model, not a curated record.